Messenger RNA from Rotaria socialis, 1302 nucleotides. Lineage: Eukaryota; Metazoa; Rotifera; Eurotatoria; Philodinida; Philodinidae. The record is from the annotation of a GenBank genome assembly.
AUGUCGAUGGUCCAAUUUCCUUCUCCGCAAGAAAAUUUACUCCCUGAAGAUAUUAUACUAGUUGAGUCUGCAACAAAUUCUCAAGAUGCCACAGUUCUCGAUAGAAUCAAAGGCUCACUCGUUGGUCUUGCAGUCGGUGAUGCUGUUGGAGCAAGUGUAGAAUUUCGUCCUCGAGACUAUCUGGUUGCUAAUCCUGUUCAUGACAUGAUGAGCGGAGGUACAUGGGGCUUGAAAGCUGGUAAAUGGACAGAUGAUACGUCUAUGGCUUUAUGUCUUGCUUCAUCCCUUAUCACACAUAAAGGUUUCAAUCCUUACGAUCAGAUGGUUCGCUAUAAAUGGUGGUACAAAGAUGGGUAUUUAUCGUCUACGGGAUAUUGUUUUGAUAUUGGUAAGGCAACUCGCGAUUCAUUAGAAGAGUUCCAAAGGCGCCAAAACCAACUGAAGAAAUUAUUUAAAUGUCGCACACAAUCUGACGUUGAUCAAAUACCGUUCGAUCGCAUUACGGCCAUCGGAUUUGAUAUAAACUGUAGUCAAUCAGGUGCCGCUGGAAAUGGUGCACUGAUGCGACUUAAUCCUGUACCGCUCUUCUUCUAUAGAAAACCGAGCCAGGCUGUUGAACUGUCAGGUGAGAGUGCUCGUCUAACACACGGUGACGAAGUUGCUGUCGAUGCAUGUCGCUACUAUGGAGCAUUGAUUGUUGCAGCUAUUCUUGGAGAAAGUAAAGGAGAUCUUCUUAGCGAUCAAUUUUGUCAAAUUCAUAUGAGUUGGUUUAACUCUCAAAAACUUGAUAGCGAUAUUCUUCGUGUUGCUGCUGGAUCAUUCAAAAAGCGAAGAGGUUAUGACGAUGGAAUUCGAGGGAAAGGACAUGUCGUCACAUCGCUCGAAGCCGCUCUGUGGGCGUUUUGGAGCACGAAUAAUUUUAAAGAAGGUGUGCUCAAUGUUAUUAAUCUCGGUGAUGAUACAGAUACUACAGCAGCAAUCUAUGGCCAAUUAGCGGGUGCAUACUAUGGCUAUGAUAAGAUUCCGAAUGAUUGGAAAGAUAAAUUGUACGCCAAUAAGCUGAUCGUUUGUAUCGCUGAAUGGUUACAAGUUUUAGGUCAGCCAGAUACGCAACCAGUCCAACGACAAAGAACAAGUCGAAAUGUGUCUGCUAUUCAGCAAACAACAAACCACAUCGAUGUGAAUUUGCAAUCAUCUAGAGAAUUCAAAUCAAUGAUUAGUGAAAACUUGCAACAAAAUCAUCAUGAAAAAUCUAGCAAAACAGUUCCACGAUAUCCUCGUUCAGGAAUUCUUAUCCAAUAA